AUGUAUAGACAUCUAGAUAUGAUGAUUCAGUCAAAUUCAACAUUGUGUUUAAAAAAUUUCUACGGAGUAUUUAAUUCUUUAUUACGACAUGUUUCUACAACAGGAUCUGUUAGUAACGUCAACAAUCUUUUCAAUUUCAAUCAGUGGCGUAUUUUGCAGAUACCAUCUCGAAAUCGCAGAAGUGAAGAGGUGAAAAAAUUUUAUUCAGAAACUGGUGACUAUAACCCUCCAAAUCAAGAUGCUAUUGAUAGAUUUAAACGUCUUCGUUGGGGUGCAUAUAUUCACGCACGAGCUGGUCGAGCUAAACAUUUAUAUAGACGAAGUGAAUCUGAAUUAGAUCGACGUUCCGAGCACAUUUUGACCAAUCGUGCAACAACGUUUUUAAUAAAUAAUUUGCUAAAUAGACAAUGGCGGACACCAAAAUAUUAUCCAAAUGAUAUUUAUGAACCAUAUCAUCAAAGAACCGGGGUCCCUUGGGAUUAUAGAUUACGGAAACCCAAAUUCUUCCCUUGA
This is a messenger RNA of Schistosoma mattheei, 513 nucleotides long. Lineage: Eukaryota; Metazoa; Platyhelminthes; Trematoda; Strigeidida; Schistosomatidae. The record is from the annotation of a GenBank genome assembly.